AUGGUUGACCUCUUAAUCUCAAUUGACGAGAUAUCAAAAACUUAUGGAAAAGUUCGAGGGGAUUCUGCAAAUGAGCUCAUCCGUAAAAACAGCAGUUCUUCCUACAGCGAUCUGAUAAAUCUAUACAAUGGUCUCAUCCAGGAUUCUGAAAAUAACCCAAAUGUUGAUUUGUGAAAAUUGUGGCGUGCUUGCUAUGCAAAUGCAAUUCUUACGCUUCCUUUUGUCAAAGAAAACUCUGAAAAUCCUUCAUUUAAUUCAAAAUUAGCGCCUCAGGCUUUUGAACAUCUUUUAUAUCUAGCUACUCAAUAUAAUCAGCCGUUCCCAAAAGCCAAUGAACGGCUUGUUUCAAGAAUCAGUGAGGCUAUAAAUAAUGCUGAAUCUAUUGAAGAAAUGAUAGAAUGGGCUAGACUUGCAAAAGAUAUUAGCAAACAACUAGGAACUGGGAUUGACUAUGUCAUAAACUUAAUUUCUAUUAAAUCAAAAACAGAAUUUUAUAAAAAUUCCAGCUCAGACAACAAAGAUAUAAUUUUAAAAAAUUUAGAAAAUUUAUUGGAAUUAAAAAACCUGGAAAUUUCAGGUGACGAUGUACAAGUUAUUUAAACUUAUAAGAAAAUUAUGCGCUCGGCACCUUUCUUGCCAUUUAUUUAUUUACAUAGUCAUUCCUCGCUUGCUCGCCAUUCGCGUUUCACGACAUCAUAGGCUUGCUCUAGCUAAGCGAAGCUACUUGUAAUUCUGAAAAUUUGCGCCACCAUGCUACAUGUCUUACAGGGUUGCUUCCAUGGAAAUUUGAAUUAUGGCUGAGUUUCAGGCAAAAUAGAAGCUAGAAGUCAAGCAAGGCCUAUUACAGCUUUGAAAUAUUAAAAAAUACCUACUGCUGAACAUUCCGCACUACUACUCCAUACAAACUUUGCCGGAUGCAAUAGCAACCCUUCUUCCUCAAGAUCUCAAACCCCUUGAGGGAGCUAAGAAGGUAGUCGAUUAUCACGCCAUUUUUUAUUUAUAUGGCGAUGCACAAAAUAUUGUGGUUGAUUAUGCGUUAGCAUGGAUUGAUGAUGUAAAUGAUUUAAAAAAAUUUAAAGAGUUUCGAGGAGAGAAGGUAAAUCCAGACCCAGAUACAAGUAGAAAAAUGCUGAGAGUGAUUAAAAAAUUGGAAUUAAGUGAAGAAAAAUAUCAAGAAAAAAUCAAAAAUUUAGAUGAAAUUUUUCCAGACCAAUAUGUCCCGGCAGUUGAGGAAAUUAAAGAGCUGGAUGAGCCUAGUCCUGCUUUAAUUACUCAUAGAAGUCAAAUAGUAAUGGGAAAUGCGAUUUUUAAGCAUAAUGAUAUAAAUCACUCCUCCGUAAUUGAGCAAAAAUUUUUCUAGACUGUAAUUAUUUUUUUUUAUUAAUAAAUUAGGAAAUUUUAAUCCUAAAAAAUUGAAAUAUAACUAAUUUAAUUUGCUAUUAUGUUUUGAAUGUAGCUGUUUAAAACUUAGUAGAAUUAUUAUUAAUUAGAAAGCAUUAGUUUAGGAUUUCAUUAUAUUAAUUAUAAUUAAUAUAUUAAAAAAUGCAGCCUCAUGCAAUAAAUAAUUUUUGAUUGAGGAAUAGGUUUGGAAAAUUGCUAUUUGAUUCACGAAAGAUACCAUUUGUCUUGCGAAAAUAGUUUGGUGAACCAUAAUGCCAUUCUUCAAGUAGAUUCCUCCCGCUAGCAAUCUCUUAUAGUGUUUAUGAUAAAGCUAAGAACGCAUCAAAAAAUAGGAUUUUUCCAAAUAGCUCGCUUACUCACUCAGAGGAGCAAGUGUUUACGAAUGUAAACUAAAUUGGUAUGGUCAAGAAAUUAUUGCAGCUAUAAAAACUUAUAAAGAAGAUAAAAAUUCCAAUAAAUACCGUGAGAGAUUCAAAAAAGAAGUAGAAAUAUUAAGCAUGACCUCAGGCAGGGGUUGAUUUUUUCUAGACUAUUAUGGCAGCUUUAUUGAUAAAGUAAUUGAAAAUAAUACCGAAAAGUUCUGCUAUAGCGUUUUAAUGGAAUAUUGCCCAAACUCUCUAGCUGAUAUAAUUAAAGCAAGAAAAAGCAAAGGCCUAAUAUUUUCUGAAGAAGAGCUUUACAAAAUUUGCCUUGACUUGCUCGAAGCUUUUAAAAGUUUAGUUAAUUUAAGAAUUUACCAUAGAGAUAUUAAGCCAGACAAUAUACUAGUGUCAAAAGAUGGACAAUUAAAAAUCGGUGAUUUCAAUAUAUCUGGCGUCGUUGAAGUAAUAGAAAAUACUUGUAUGCCUACUGAAGAGCAUGAUGUUUUAGGAACAACAAGCUUUAUGGCCCCAGAGCUAAAAAAAGCUUGGAUAAAUGGUAAAUCAGUAGAAAAGUACAGGCCUGAGCGAUCUGAUGUUUUUUCACUUGGGCUUGUAUUUUAUCUAUGUGCAACAUUUAAAAGCAUUUCAAGAUUUAACGAUGAUAAAAAUAACAGGGAAAAAGUGAGGAAAGAUGUAAAGCUGCCUUGGCUGCAAAAACUUAUAUAUGAGAUGCUUGAUUUUGAAUAUAAGAAAAGGCCUUCGUUUAGGAGGAUGGUCAUGCAUGAAACCAACUCCCUUCUAAAACGCAAAUUUUCUAGCAUUGAAAAUAAAAAUACAGAGAUGCUUUCAUAGCACCUAGCUUUAGACAAUUAAAAUAUUGUUUUUAGCAUUUUUCUAAUAUUCUCUAUCAAAUCUCUUAUAUAUUAGUAUGGUCUUUUACCAUAUAAUUGCGCAUUUAUGUAAGAUAUUAUGGAAUAAAGUAUUUAAUACAUUAGCAGAAGUCCUAGAAAUGAAUUAGAGUAGCUUAAAAAUUAUAUAUUAAAAAAUAUCUCUUAUAUUUUUAUUAUCAAGAUUAGAUAAUUUUUAUUUUUGAAGGGAGUGGGUUGUGGGUUUCAUGGUAGACCUAGAGGAUUUUGAAGCAUAUGAAAAGAUACUCAACAGAGCCGCUCUCUUAA
Messenger RNA from Blepharisma stoltei, 2938 nucleotides. The record is from the annotation of a GenBank genome assembly. NCBI's taxonomy places the organism in Eukaryota, Ciliophora, Heterotrichea, Heterotrichida, Blepharismidae.